Molecule: messenger RNA, 1657 nt
Organism: Musa acuminata AAA Group (dessert banana)
Lineage: Eukaryota; Viridiplantae; Streptophyta; Magnoliopsida; Zingiberales; Musaceae
Product: THO complex subunit 4D
Exons: 7
Coding region: 370-1266 (298 amino acids)
Biological process (GO): mRNA export from nucleus
Cellular component (GO): nucleus
Molecular function (GO): mRNA binding
Source: RefSeq, a predicted model, not a curated record
GCUUGACGUUUGCCGACGCGAGAGAAACCCUAAGGGUUCCAACGAGCGAUCAAAAUUUGCCAUCCGCUUCAUCCCCCACCAAAAAACGCUUGAAAUCAUCUGAAGAACCUCCAAUCCUUCCAAAUUCUCCCAUGUCCACUUGAAUCCGUCGGAGUUUCUAUCACCAGAAAGUCUAGUAGAAAGCUGGGAGCGUUAACCCUCUCCGAUACUUUACCCUAGACUCAUCAGCUUCUUCCCGCUGAGGCCGCUCAAGUUUCUCCCCUUUCUCUUGUGUGCGGGGCCUUCUUUCUUUGAGCUAGCUGAGGAGGAAUCUGUGGUGAUCUCGAGGUUUUAGUUAUUAUCUUUGGCCUUUUCCUAGUCAAUUGUCAAAUGGCCACAUCUAUGGGAAUGCCAAGGGAUGAUUUGAUUAAGAAUCGAACUGCUAAUCAAAGAGGGAGAGGGAGAGGGAGAGGGAGAGGCCAAGGCCAAGGGCGUGGCCAUGGACGUGGUGAUACUUUCCGUGGAAGGGGAAUGGGCAUGCUUCAUCGAGGCAGUCUCAGUGUUAACAUGCGGCCAUCUCCGUACAAAAUUGCUAAGUCUUUCAGCAGAACAAAGGGUAUGAUAUGGAGGCAUGAUCUCUUUGAUGAUAGCGUUGUAGCUGCAGGCAUUUCAGGAAUCGAAACUGGCACAAAACUUUACAUCUCAAAUUUAGAUUAUGGGGUGUCCAAUGAAGAUAUAAGGGAGUUAUUCUCUGAAGUUGGUGACCUCAAGCGUUAUGCAGUUCAUUAUGACAGGAAUGGUCACCCUAGUGGUUCAGCAGAGGUUGUAUAUACAAGAAGAAGUGAUGCCAUGGCUGCCUUAAAACGAUAUAACAAUGUGCAGCUGGAUGGGAAGCCUAUGAAAAUAGAAGUUAUAGGCACUAAUCUAGGCUUGCCUGUCACUCCUCGUGUGAAUGUUGUAGGUGGUCCAAAUGGUAGAGGAAAAAGGACAGUUGUUAUGACCCCGCAAUUUGGUCGAGGUGCUUCAAGUUCUUUCAAUCGUGCUUCCGGGAUAACUCGUGGAGGCUUCCAGCGAGGCCGUGGUCGUGGCCAUCUCAAUGCUAUUUCCAGUGGCAGAGGCAGUGGUCGUGGCCAUCUCAAUGCUAUUUCCAGUGGCAGAGGCAGUGGUCGUGGCGGUGCCAGUGCCAGAGGCCGUGGUCGUGGGAGGAAGCAAAACCUUGAGAAGUCAGCAGAUGAGUUGGACAAGGAGUUGGAGACCUAUCACUCUGAAGCAAUGAAUACAUCUUAAUUUGGUUUGAGGUCCAAUUUGGAAGUCUUGUAUGCCUGUUUAAAAGGGGUUGAUGGAGGUAUCAUACUGGUGUUUGCACUCUAGUAUAUUGCUUGUUGGACACACAAUAACAAUUUUAUUGUUGUGUUUGCCGGAACCAGAUACAAUGUGUGAAGAAGCCUCACUCGAGGAUGAGAUCUGAACAUAUCCACAGUAGUUUGGAUGUCCUUUUUGCAGAAUGCAGUGGUCCGAGAAUAAGAAAACCCAGCAGUGUGCAUGAUCGUGGCAGACACAGACAGCUAGUCCCAUGGUUUUCUUGUAUUUUUCAGGCAUUCAUGAGUUGCAUCAGGAGUGAAGAAGAUUUCUAUAUUUUGGCUUUUGGAGAUGUUUACAAAGGCUUCUUGUUUUUGUU